Verticillium dahliae VdLs.17 is the source of this 1152-nucleotide messenger RNA. Its product is annotated as lactose permease. The transcript is spliced from 6 exons. Gene Ontology annotation, molecular function: carbohydrate:proton symporter activity. Lineage: Eukaryota; Fungi; Ascomycota; Sordariomycetes; Glomerellales; Plectosphaerellaceae. The record is from RefSeq and is a predicted model, not a curated record. Gene Ontology annotation, cellular component: membrane. Gene Ontology annotation, biological process: carbohydrate transport; transmembrane transport. The coding region runs from base 1 to 1152 and encodes 383 amino acids.
AUGGCCCAGCUCACGAGACUCGCCAAAGAAGCACCACCCUUCUACAAGAGCCACAGCCUCCUCAUCCUCCGUUUGCUUAUCAUUCUAGCAUACUUGAUGCUUGCUGUAACUCUUGACUUUCACGCUGCUAUUAUGAACGUCACCAAGCUGUGCCUGCAUGGGAUGAAUGUCAGUGGCGUCCAAAGAGAUCAGAACGACAGACAUGGGGCAGACCAGCGACCAGAUUCUGACAAGCCGCGCGGCGUCAUUCUUGGACUUUGCAAUGCUGUCAUUGAACUUGGUUGUACUGUGGCAACCCCCUUCAUCAGUUCCACCAGUAACCGCUGGGCCCGCCGUUUUGGCAUCUUCUUUGGCGCUGUCAUCAUGCUGGUUAGCGGUGUGAUCCAGGGUGCUUCUGUCAACAUCACAAUGUUCGUGGUGUCACGCUUUACCAUCGCCUUCGGGCUGGUUUUUGCCAAUACCUACGCACCAAUGUUGAUUGGGGAGCUGGCUCAUCCCAAGGACUGGCAGCCUGAGCAAGCCAAGGCCUUCCUCUUCAAGUACCAUGGCAACGGUGACGGCAAGUCGCAACUAGCCGAUCUGGAGUAUCGCGAGAUGCGCGCCGUAAUCGAGGCCGAAAUGGCGAACAAUACCGGCUGGCGUUUUCUGCUAAAGACCCCUGGUAAACGCCGCCGCAUUCUCGUCCCUGUGCUCCUCGGCCUGUUCUCGCAAUGGUCCGGCAACGGUCUAGUCUCGUACCAUCUCGUGCGUGUGCUCGAAACAGCUGGCAUGACUAACAAGCACCAUUUCAUCAUCUUGGUAGCGGGCAUGCUUGCUGUGUUCAGCGCGCAGACGCUCUGCGCGGGGCUCUACAACGAGCGCGGCAUCAAGUCAGCAGGGGCUGAGGGCUUUUCGGUACUCAUGUUCUUCAACAAAGGGUCGGGUUUCGUCAACGGAUUCGUCAAUCCUAUUGGGCUGCAGGCCUUAUGGUGGAAGUACUACAUCGUGUGCGUCGUGUGGCUGGUCGUGGAGCUGGCGUGCGUGUACCUGUUCUCCCCCGAGACGUCUGGGCGCAGUCUUGAGGCCAUUGCUGAGGUGUUCAAUGGACCCCUUCUCGUCGAUGCGGAGAAGACGCGGUACGUAAACGGCCUGCAGGACGUCAAGAAGGGCUAG